CGCAGGCCGAGCCGAAGUCCUCGGCCGAGCGAGUCCUCGUCACUCCUGUGCUGUGAGCCUUCGCGGCAGGUCCUGGCCGCGUUCUUCCUCCGAUUUCGGGCGCCUUCAGUCGCUUCAGUGGCGUCCUGGUCGCGCUGGACUCUGCUCCGCCAAUUGGCCAAAAUCAAGUUUUGUGAAUGAAAUUCGCGAGCGAACUCAGUGAGUGAAUGAAUGAGUGAAUGGACACGGUGUCGUCAAGUAAUCGUGAAUAAAGUGAUUGCAUCAAAGAGUGCUGUACUAAUUAAUUACUCAAAUAAAUGAACUCUCAAAGGCGAUAAUCAGAACAAAGUGCUUAAGAGAAAUACAGUACUAGCAAGAAAGCAUCAAUAAUCAAUCGGGAGUUCGAACACUUUCAAAAAAUACACUUAAAAGCUAAUGUUCGACCGGAAUCUGGCAAAUCGAAUCAGCUGCAGCAAACCAAACGAGUUAACGCAAUGCGGUCCUUCUUGUCGGCAGUCGGGAACGGCUUGUGCGGGUUGUAUAUCCUUGGUCCUGGCUGGUUUGCGGCCAGAGAGUCCUGCCUUCGUUAAGUGAUUAAUCAUGCUCGUAUAUUUUCCAAGUGAAAUUCAAUUUGGACCGCAACGUCAGUGCAAGAACCACAACAGCCGUCCAGGCGACAGCAAAAUAUAAGGAACACAAAACUGAAAAAUAAGGCACCGGAAUUUUCGAAGGACAUCGCCACGGGGCAACGGCAACAGGACGUGCAACUGCAACAUCGAUAGGGAGAGAAGGCAGGAGGAACUGCACCCAGCGCUUGGCAGCCCGGCGGCGAGUCCUGCUGAAGGACAUGAAAAUGCGCUUCAUUAAUUUGGCUGGCAGCCGCCGACUGCAGCAGCAGGAGCAACAGAAGGACCAGGAGCAGCAACUGCCAGGGAAAUUGGAACAGGAACAGCAACAGCAAAAGCAACUCGAACAGCAACUGGAACAGGGACUCGCGUCAGCUGCAGCGACACAGCACUGAGUUGCAAUGGUGGAGGACAAUGGUUCGUCGCCGGAAGUGGAAGGAGCGGAAGGAGCCGGCGCGCCCCUCCUGGCGCUCCUCCGUGUGGACGGGCUCAAUCAGACGCAGACGCGCUCCCCCUCGCCGUCGUUCUUCGGCAGCUACAAUAUCUCCGAGGACGUCUACUUCUACUUCAAUGGCUUGCCCACGAGCACGGAGCUCGUCCUGAACGCCACCACCGCCGCCACCAGCACCACCUUGAGUACGGCGAUGGCGGGAGCAGGAGGUGGCGGCACCACCACGCCGGAACCCGAUCUGUCCGAGUUCCUGGAGGCCCUGCCCAACGACCGAGUGGGCCUGCUGGCCUUCCUCUUCCUGUUCUCCUUCGCCACGGUUUUCGGCAACUCACUGGUCAUCCUGGCCGUCAUCCGGGAGCGGUACUUGCACACGGCCACCAACUACUUCAUCACCAGCCUGGCGGUGGCCGACUGCCUGGUGGGUCUGGUGGUCAUGCCCUUCUCGGCGCUCUACGAGGUGCUGGAGAACACGUGGUUCUUCGGCACGGACUGGUGCGACAUUUGGCGGUCCCUGGACGUGCUCUUCAGCACCGCCUCCAUACUCAAUCUGUGCGUGAUCUCACUGGACCGCUACUGGGCCAUCACGGAUCCCUUCAGCUAUCCCAUGAGGAUGACGGUCAAGCGGGCCGCCGGACUGAUAGCCGCCGUCUGGAUCUGCUCCAGUGCCAUUAGCUUUCCGGCCAUCGUGUGGUGGCGGGCGGCGAGGGAUGGCGAGAUGCCCGCCUACAAGUGCACCUUCACCGAGCACCUGGGCUACCUGGUCUUCUCGUCGACGAUAUCCUUCUACCUGCCGCUGCUGGUGAUGGUGUUCACCUACUGUCGCAUCUACAGGGCAGCCGUGAUCCAGACGCGAUCUCUGAAGAUUGGCACCAAGCAGGUGCUCAUGGCCUCCGGGGAGCUGCAGCUCACGUUGCGCAUUCAUCGUGGCGGCACCACGCGGGAUCAGCAAAAUCAGGUGUCCGGAGGAGGAGGUGGCGGAGGAGGAGGCGGCGGUGGCGGUGGCGGAGGAUCACUCAGCCACUCGCACUCCCAUUCGCACCACCAUCAUCACAAUCACGGCGGUGGCACGACGACCUCCACGCCGGAGGAGCCGGAUGAUGAGCCACUAUCCGCACUGCACAACAACGGACUGGCCCGCCAUCGGCACAUGGGCAAGAACUUCUCGCUGUCCAGGAAGCUGGCCAAGUUCGCCAAGGAGAAGAAGGCGGCAAAGACGCUGGGCAUCGUGAUGGGCGUGUUCAUCAUCUGCUGGCUGCCCUUCUUCGUGGUCAACCUGCUCUCCGGAUUCUGCAUCGAGUGCAUCGAGCACGAGGAGAUCGUCUCGGCAAUCGUCACCUGGCUCGGCUGGAUCAACUCCUGCAUGAAUCCUGUGAUCUACGCCUGCUGGAGCAGGGACUUUCGCAGGGCCUUUGUGCGUCUGCUGUGCAUGUGCUGUCCUCGCAAGAUUCGCCGCAAGUACCAGCCCACGAUGCGUUCCAAGUCGCAGAGAUUCGCGACGCGGCGCUGCUACUCGACCUGCUCGCUGCACGGCAUUCAGCACGUGCGGCACAACUCCUGCGAGCAGACUUACAUAUAGUUUAGCGUAGAUUUAGUUGACAAUGAUUAAGGCGCCCAGCCACGCCCCCUAGCGCCCUCCAUUUGU
This is a messenger RNA of Drosophila erecta, 2698 nucleotides long. RefSeq names its product dopamine receptor 2 (gene Dop1R2). Gene Ontology annotation, biological process: adenylate cyclase-activating adrenergic receptor signaling pathway. The transcript is spliced from 5 exons. Lineage: Eukaryota; Metazoa; Arthropoda; Insecta; Diptera; Drosophilidae. The record is from RefSeq and is a predicted model, not a curated record. Gene Ontology annotation, molecular function: adrenergic receptor activity. Gene Ontology annotation, cellular component: membrane. The coding region runs from base 1007 to 2632 and encodes 541 amino acids.